Molecule: messenger RNA, 1829 nt
Organism: Tachysurus vachellii
Lineage: Eukaryota; Metazoa; Chordata; Actinopteri; Siluriformes; Bagridae
Gene: itfg2
Product: integrin alpha FG-GAP repeat containing 2
Exons: 12
Coding region: 213-1508 (431 amino acids)
Biological process (GO): regulation of TOR signaling
Cellular component (GO): KICSTOR complex
Molecular function (GO): protein binding
Source: RefSeq, a predicted model, not a curated record
CACGUGUUGUGUUUGUGUUGGGAAGGUGCUGUAGCUAGCUAACAUAAUGUUAAUGGUGGAAACCUCGAUAUUAUGAUGUAGUCUGAAGUGUAAUAUGGUAUAAAAUGUUCAACGUUACUAUUCUUUAGCUGGAAAGCUGUAUGUCAGUAAUGUUAUAUUGCUUUCCCUAAACACAAACCCACACACACCCACAGACAGUAAACAGAGAGGACAUGCGUUCCCUGAGUUUUGUUCAGCGUGUGUGUUUGGACUUCACAGGUUCUCUGUUUCCUCAUGCCAUCUGCCUCGGAGACGCCGAUAAUGACUCUUUAAAUGAACUUGUGGUCGGUGACACGAGUGGGAAGUUAUACAUCUAUAAGAAUGAUGACUCCAAGCCCUGGAUCACUAGAACAUGUGUAGGAAUGCUUACAUGUGUGGGAGUAGGAGACCUCUGUAACAAAGGCAAGAACCUUGUGGUGGCUGUAGGUGCAGAAGGCUGGUUCCACCUGUUUGAUAUCACCUCCGCUGCAGCCAAAGCCGAAUCCUCCAGCCAGCCCGAGUGUUUGUUCGGGGAUGACCAGAAGCCGUGUUUUACACAGCACAUCCCAGCUAACACGAAAGUCAUGCUCAUCAGCGACAUCGACGGUGAUGGACGCAGCGAGCUGGUUGUGGGCUACACCGACCGCGUAGUGCGAGCUUUCCGCUGGGAGGAGCCGUCUGAUGCCACAGACCUGACAUCUGGUCAGCUAAUUCUGCUGAAGAAGUGGCUUUUGGAGGGACAGGUGGACAGUUUAUCAGUAAACCCAGCUCCAGAUGGCAGGCCUGAGCUCAUGGUCUCUCAGCCAGGCUGUGGUUACGCCAUCCUGCUCUGUUCCUGGACACAAGAUGGCAGUGCAACGACAGGAGAGAGCCGCAUGGCAGCAUCUGCAGGAGAAGGGCCCUCUAGAGACGUGGUUCUUCAUCUGACCACCGGUCGCAUUCAUAACAAGAACGUGUCGACCCAUUUGAUAGGCAGCAUCAGUAGGGGAUCGAAGGAUGAUGACUCAAAAGGAGGCUUAUUUGCUCUCUGUACUUUAGAUGGGACCCUGAAGCUCAUGGACAGCUCUGAGCAGCUCCUGUGGUCAGUGCAGGUGGAUCACCAGCUCUUCGCACUGCAGAAACUGGACGUUACAGGUGACGGCAGAGAGGAGGUGGUGGCGUGUGCCUGGGACGGCCAGACCUACAUCAUCGACCAUAAUCGCAUGGUCGUCCGAUUCCAGUUCGAUGAGAACGUGAAUGCUUUCUGUGCCGGACUGUACGCGUGCAAGCAGGGUAAGAACAUCCCCUGUCUGGUGUAUGUGAGCUUCUGUCAGAAGAUCUAUGUGUACUGGAGAGUCGAGUUGGAGUGCAUGGAACCCACCAGCCUCAGGAGAGUGUUGGAGCAGAGACCAGAAUACACAGAUCUGCUGAGCAAGCUGGGAGUGGACACAAGUGACGCAGAAGCCGUUCGGAAGCUAAUCGGGGGCGUACUUUAUGGAGAUUCGGUAUGACGAGAAUAAAGAUGACACCAAGUACUUUUCAUAAAUGUUUUAUUGAUCUUUGAUUAAAUGUCUUCAGAAUCUUACUGUUCAUUUUGUGCUCACUUGCUGUUCACUUUUUGUUAAGUGCUGUGUCUAAUUUCAUUCAGAUCAAAAGAUCAAGCAAGUUGUUUACUUCCAAAAAAAACAAGUUUGAAAAUGUGAAUCAUUGUGUUUCUUUCUUGAACACAUUGUUUGGUCAUCUUUUACAUCUGCUUGAGGACGAGAGAAAAAAAAUACACAAACUUGUCCUAGUAAAGAGCAUGUUGUAAAUAAUAAAUACACAAUGAAGAC